Messenger RNA from Durio zibethinus, 906 nucleotides. Its product is annotated as light-harvesting complex-like protein OHP2, chloroplastic. Gene Ontology annotation, cellular component: chloroplast thylakoid membrane. The record is from RefSeq and is a predicted model, not a curated record. Lineage: Eukaryota; Viridiplantae; Streptophyta; Magnoliopsida; Malvales; Malvaceae.
UCACUUUACAGCCGUCAAAUGUGGAAAUUACAAAAAAAAAAAGUAUCUCAAUCGCUCAGAAAGCGCGUGAGCUCGUGAAUGGUAGGGAUGACAUAUGUUUCUCACACGCGUAAGAACCCAGUGGCUCCAAUCCGCCAACCAACCGUCGAGAGUAACUCUAUUUUUGAGCCAUCUGUCUGUUGAAACUUGUCCAACCCUUAUCCACUCACCUCAAAUCUCUAAACACAAUCUUAAACUUGUAAGAACAUUUAAAAAAAAAAAAAACCUGGAAUUUAGGAACAAAGGGAGAGAGAAAAAUAAUGUCUAUGGCAUUCUCAAUCCCAUGUUUCAAAAUACGAAACCUGUCAUCCCCAUGUUCCUCUUCUUCAUCAUCGUUAUCAUCAUCUAUAGCAGCCAAGUCUUAUAUUGUGACGAUAAGGUGUUCUCAAACUGAAGGUCCUUUGAGAAGACCUGUUGCACCUUCUCCACCACCUCCUUUGAAGCCAGUUCCUCCUUCUCCUUCUCCAUCACCAUCACCGGCUCCUUCAUCUUUGCCUCUGUCGCCGCCGCUGCCUCCGAAGUCGGCUUCUGUGGCAGCUGUGGGAGACCAGAAUGUGAUCACUUUGGAGUUUCAGAGGCAAAAGGCAAAGGAGCUGCAAGACUACUUUAAACAGAAGAAGCUUGAGGAAUCAAAUCAAGGGCCUUUCUUUGGGUUCCUUGGGAAGAAUGAGAUUGCUAAUGGAAGAUGGGCGAUGUUUGGUUUUGCUGUUGGGAUGCUAACCGAGUAUGCAACAGGCUCAAACUUUGUUGAUCAAGUAAAGAUCAUGCUCUCCAAUUUUGGGAUAAUAGACUUGGAUUGACUCUUUUCCUUGUACCUCUAUGCUAUUAAUACUUUUUCAUUUCUGAAGUUAUAUCCAAUGUUUGUUU